Messenger RNA from Sander lucioperca (pikeperch), 330 nucleotides. RefSeq names its product CD59A glycoprotein-like. Bases 1 to 330 code for a protein of 109 amino acids. The record is from RefSeq and is a predicted model, not a curated record. Lineage: Eukaryota; Metazoa; Chordata; Actinopteri; Perciformes; Percidae. The transcript has 3 exons.
AUGGUUGAGUCUCUCUCCUGUUACACCUGUGAUGAGGGGAUCCUCGGCACCUGCCUCUUCAAGGCUUCUGUAAAUUGCACCAAAACUCAGGACAGGUGCCUCACUGCAGUAGCCAAGUUUAGUGCUGACCUGUUGGAUAUCCAUGAACGAGGCUGCAUAGAAAAUUCCAACUGCGUAAACGAUAAUGGAACCAUCCUGAAUGUUAACUACACCAUCACCAGGACCUGCUGCAGCACCAGCCUGUGUAACGGAGCUGCUUCCAUCCAGCUGCCUCUCACUGCAGCUCUGGGUGCUGCUCUGGUGGCAGUUUGGAACCAGUGGGCCCUUUAA